This is a messenger RNA of Fomitopsis serialis, 1187 nucleotides long. RefSeq names its product ribonuclease H-like domain-containing protein. Bases 27 to 1067 code for a protein of 346 amino acids. The transcript is spliced from 7 exons. Gene Ontology annotation, molecular function: 3'-5' exonuclease activity; nucleic acid binding. The record is from RefSeq and is a predicted model, not a curated record. Gene Ontology annotation, cellular component: nucleus. Gene Ontology annotation, biological process: ribosomal large subunit assembly; rRNA processing. Lineage: Eukaryota; Fungi; Basidiomycota; Agaricomycetes; Polyporales; Fomitopsidaceae.
AGGACUGCGAUCCUCAUCCGCCGACCAUGUCUCGUCAGACAACCACUGCGCAAAAGCCAUCUUCGAACUGGCUCGCUUUGAAGAAGCGAUUCCCCUUAGCACCAUCCACAUCCGACUUGAGCAAGUCGGAUACACCACCGCCCAAGAAGAAGCGGAAAACUUGGCAUGAAAGCGAACGAGCAUCCGAGGUCUCCUUUGUUCGCGGCACAGAUGCCGCGUCCGCUCGUUCCAUCACCCCCACUCCAUCCAUAGCGGCAGACGACGAAGACCACGGUGGAGAAUCAAAGUCCGUCCUCCGCAAGAUGAUCGCAGGCGAACUCAAAUACUCUCCCACCCACCAACAACCGGGCAAGUACCUGGCACUCGACUGCGAAAUGGUCGGUGUCGGGCCCGAAGGACUAGAGUCCUCGUUAGCACGCGUCAGCAUCGUGAACUUCUACGGACACGUCCUGUUGGACGUAUUUGUGCGCCAGCGAGAGCGGGUGGUAGAUUACAGGACGCAGUUCAGCGGCAUCCGGCCUAGCGACAUGAUUGACGCCACACCGUUCCCUGAGGUGCAGAAGAUAGUCUCCGACCUUCUCAAGGAUCGCAUACUAGUAGGGCACGCGCUCCAUAACGACCUCAAGGUUCUUUUCCUCUCCCAUCCACGACAACAAACUCGCGACACCCAGGUGUACGCGCACAAACACGCGCUCGUCAAGACGAAGCGGGCUGCUCUCAGGAAUCUCGUCCAGCAGGAGCUCGGCGUGGCGAUCCAAGCCGGGGAACACUCAAGUGUAACGGACGCCCGGGCGACCAUGGCGGUUUAUCGUCUGCACCGCAAAGAAUGGGAGAAGGGCCAGCGCCCAGACGGUCACCCACAUACCAAGACGAAGACGAAGGCGACGAAGCGGAAGCGUGCCGCGUCUGAGCCAGGAGAAGCACCCUCCACGUCGACCAGCCAAGUGUCUGUUACCCGCGAGUUCCCGGGUGGUGGCCGGAAGGGCGUCAGCUCGGGAUUGUCGACGGUCGUCAAGCGGAAGGAGACAGCAGUGAAGACGGAGAAGUGGUGGACGAAGCUGGGGUGACCGUGGUUGGCGUGGUCGACGGAUCUGCUGUUUACCGGCGACAGGCUCUGUCCGAUCUCAAGCCAUACGGGGAAUUCGCGACGCCGUCGUCGAUCGGCCCACGUCGCGAAGCACGAUGGC